Molecule: messenger RNA, 987 nt
Organism: Exophiala aquamarina CBS 119918
Lineage: Eukaryota; Fungi; Ascomycota; Eurotiomycetes; Chaetothyriales; Herpotrichiellaceae
Exons: 1
Coding region: 1-987 (328 amino acids)
Source: RefSeq, a predicted model, not a curated record
AUGAAAGUGAUCCCGGUAACGACGUUUCUUCGAGCUUCGCUCGAAUCCCUCUCGCUCACGGGCCGGCUGCCAGCUGCGGCAGCCCUCCAAGCAGACCAUCGGAUUUCCUAUUCGGGAUACAUCCCGGACGCACACUAUCCCGUGGCCAACGACACUGUGACAAAGCUGCCUCUUCUUGUUGCCGUCCACGGCACGGGUCGUGAUAAUUACCGAUACGUCGACGUCUGGCAAGACUUCGCAGACAAGCAUAAAGUGGCUGUCAUUGCGCCUCUAUUCCCUUCCUUUCUUCAGGACCCGCUUGAUGUCGACGCUUACCAUUUUCUCGGGCGUCCGCCGCCUUGGAGUGGCGAGACGGCCGAGUCAUGGCUGAGCCAUGUCGUUGAUGUCCCCGGCGGGCCGGACGUUGAUAUUCAGCCCGUAGAUCCAGAAAGAUACAUGAGGUAUGAUCUGCUUCUGCUCGACUUGUUGACGGAAGUCUCGACCCGGUGGCCGGGGAUCGACACGGAGAAGAUUUUCCUCAUGGGUUUCUCCGGUGGCGGGCAAUUUGUGCAUCGCUUCUUCUACCUGCACCCAGAGCGGCUCGAGGGUCUUUGCGUCGGUUCUCCCGGCUCGACCACGUUGCUGAACUACACGCAGACGUGGCCGACCGGACUGCAGAACUUCCACGAGAUCUUUGGCCAGCAUGUUGACAUUGAGAAAUUGAAACACGUCCCUGUCGCUGGAGCAGUGGGCAGCAACGACACAGACGCGGACGGCAUCAGGUUCAGACUGAAUGUUCCCGGCUCGAAUUUUGGGACACCAGAGGAGGCGAAACAGACUAGAGUCCAGCGGCUCACGGCCUUAUUCCAGAACUGGCAGGCUGCAGGCUUGAAUGCUUCAUACACGAUCGUCCAGGGUCCGGCGCAUGAGAUGGAGAAGGUCAAUCCGCCCUUUGAGGAGUUCUUCAAGAGGCUGGUCGAGCAGUGGUGGGCAUCGCGCACGGCUUGA